Lingula anatina is the source of this 1141-nucleotide messenger RNA. RefSeq names its product NADH dehydrogenase [ubiquinone] 1 beta subcomplex subunit 7-like. NCBI's taxonomy places the organism in Eukaryota, Metazoa, Brachiopoda, Lingulata, Lingulida, Lingulidae. Gene Ontology annotation, cellular component: mitochondrion; respiratory chain complex I. The record is from RefSeq and is a predicted model, not a curated record.
UGCCAUCUACACCUGUGGACCGAACAUUACCUGACGCCAUUACUUCGGUAGCAUAUAUACAAAUUUUCCACUCUUUUGGACACUUUGAAAUCAUGUCAGCAGCAGGUGAAAGUCUACCCCCGAAGCCGGAUUAUACCAGUCCACCUUCGUUUGAUCCAUUAUUUGGAUUUCCCAAAGGACGUAAAGAAAGAGUGAUGAUUGCUACUAAGGAACAGAUGGAUGCUGCUAGAGUCCCAAUGAAAUACAGAGACUACUGUGCUCACAAAUGGAUUAAUGUAGCUCAAUGCAGAGUAGAAAAUGGAUUUCUGCAAUGUACGCAAGCGGAAAAUGAUUAUAUAAAAUGCCAGUAUGAGGACAUGAUGAUCAGAUUCAAAGAGUAUGAGAGGGAAAAAAGAUUAUUGGCCCGUGAGCACCGCCUUAAGUUGAAAGCAGCACAGGAAGAACAGUUGGAGUGAAGAAAAAGUUGUUUUGAAAAUUUUGAAACUGCAUUCGUCAUUGUAUAUGAAUUAUUAGCACAGGUAAAAGUGAACAGAAGGUACACUGAGAAUAAAAAAUAUAAACCUCAGAUAUAACGGGAAAGCACUUCAGGGUGCAGGGAGCUUCUUUUUUUUUUUCAAUGGAACAAGUUUUGUAAUCAGUGUGUUGAGUUAAUGACCUUUUCAAAAGCAUGAGUUGUGAAAAUAACAUUGACAUUGAGACCACUUGAAUUCAAAAUGUGAUCUGGAAAAUUAAUUUGAAUUUAGUGUUUUGAAUGAAGUUGAAGUCGGAAAAGUUUCAAAAAUGCUAUCAAAAUCGUUUUACAUCAGCUCUACCUCUCCCUGUGCCUCUAAGUUUGCUUAAUAGGCAAUGUGAACAAGGUGUGUUCUGACAUUUGACCUGAGUGUGGACCUCUGGAUUGCUGAAACAGUGUGACACUUGUGUGGGAGAGGCGAUAUAAACACUUCAAGGAAACAGAAGUGGACAUACCAAGUAUUUGCUGUUGACUGUGGGAUUUAUUUGUGUGCAUUUUAAUUUGAAAAUAAACACACGUAAUACAGUUAAUUGUUUCAUGAAAUCUAUAAAAAUGUUUUAUUGUUUCUUUGUUUUUCAUUUGUGUAAGGGAUUCCUGGGAUUUCACAUUUGAAGUAUAGUCAACACACAA